AGAAUGAUGAUGAGGAUUAGGAGAUACUUGAGGGGAAGUGGGAGGGUUCUUGCGUUUGUGUUCAUCGCCUCUAUCGUUUGGCUGCUGCUCGACAUGGCUGCACUUCGCAUGUCAAUGAACGACGUGAACAGCCAGCUGCUGAAGGAGCGAGUGGUGAGAGACAGGGAGGUCUUCAAACAGCAGGCCCGGGUGUCACAGGACCUGACGGGGUUUAAACACCCGAUCCAGAGGGUGGACUUGGCUGUUACGCACGCUUGGAAAGGACCAGUCGGUUCAAGCGUCGAACUAGCUCAUGUGUACAGACAGGGAGGCCAGACACCGGAUAAAAAGACUGACUCUCUUCAUCACCAGGGAGAUAAUCUUCCCAAGAUUGACAAUCCCAAAUAUGUUGGUGUUGACCAUAAAGAAGGAGCUGUAGUACAAAAUGUCACACCAAAGCAGGAUAGUCCUGCAAAGAAGAAAGCAGUGAACUUGGAUCUGAAUGAGGUUAAAUUAGAGGAAAGUAGAGUAAUAGAUGGCUCUGUUAAAGCAACGUUACCUGUGGUAGUUCCUAAUAUAACCAAAGUGCCACCUGGUGUUGAGGAAAACAAACAUGCUCCACUACAGAAAGGACCCACUAAAACUGGAGAUGUACAAAAAGCUGUGGACAAAAUUGAUUCAAAGACAAAUGAAAAAGGCAAGAAUGAACCUAAGGCCAAGACUGGAACAGAUGUGAGUCUGCCUCAGGGCGGGGAGGCACACCCUGUUAAAACAACAGAUAAGGACGUAAAAGGAAAGGAUGUAAAUGAUAAAACGGAGGAGAAACACGUCAGGGCGGUCGCCAAGAGUGACCUCGCCAAGAGUGACCUGAAGGAACCGAAGGAAACCCAGAAACUUGCAAUCAAGCUCCAGGCAGCAGAGGACUCCAAAGGUAACUCCACUGUUGUCAGAAGUUCACACGCUGUCCACAAAGUGUUUGCUCUGGAUUUGACUAACGCUCCCAGAGAUGCCAACGCGGUGGGGCAGUUUGGUCAGGCAGCACUUGCCGCCAGUAAUGAAGAUGCAGAUGUGAAGAAGAGGUGGAACGAAGGGCACUUUAACGUCUUCCUGAGCGACAAGAUUCCAGUGGACCGUGCCGUCCCAGACACCAGGCCGGAGACGUGUGCACAGAAUCUGGUCCACGAUAACUUGCCGUCCACCAGCGUGAUUUUCUGUUUCGUGGAUGAAGUGUGGUCGACGCUCCUCCGCUCUGUGCACAGUGUGCUCAACAGAUCUCCACCACACCUCCUCACAGAGAUCAUUCUGGUGGAUGACUUCAGCACAAAAGACUAUCUGAAAAAGCAGCUGGAUACGUACAUGUCCCAGUUCCCCAAAGUGCGAAUCAUCCGUCUGAAGGAGCGGCAGGGCCUCAUCAGGGCCAGGCUGGCCGGAGCUGCUGUAGCCAAAGGUGAGGUUCUUACCUUCCUCGACUCCCACAUUGAAUGCAACGUGGGCUGGCUGGAGCCGCUGCUGGAGAGAGUUUAUCUGGACCGUAAGAAGGUUCCCUGUCCGGUUAUUGAAGUCAUCAGUGAUAAGGACAUGAGUUACAUGCUAGUUGACAACUUCCAAAGAGGUAUUUUCAAAUGGCCUUUGGUUUUUGGCUGGAGUGCGUUACCAGAGGAGUACAUUAAGAAGAACAACAUGACCAUCUCAGACCCCAUCAGAUGUCCAGUUAUGGCUGGAGGUCUGUUCUCCAUAGACAAAAAAUACUUCUAUGAGCUUGGUGCUUACGAUGAAGGCCUGGAUGUGUGGGGCGGGGAGAACAUGGAGAUUUCAUUUAAGAUCUGGAUGUGUGGAGGGGAAAUCGAGAUUAUCCCCUGCUCUCGAGUGGGACACAUCUUCCGAGGACAGAAUCCCUACAAGUUCCCCAAAGACAGGCAGAAGACGGUGGAGCGUAACCUGGCGAGGGUGGCAGAGGUCUGGCUGGACGAGUACAAGGACCUUUUCUACGGCCACGGCUACCAACACCUGCUGGAUAAAAAGACCAUCAACAUCGGCAACCUCACCGGGCAGAUUGAGCUGAGGAAGAGGCUCCAAUGCAAGAGCUUCAAGUGGUACCUGGAUAACGUGUAUCCAGAUAUGAAGCCUCCCUUAGUCAAAGCUGAAGGCCUGGUCUUUAAUCGUGGCUUAAGAAAGUGCCUCAAUCUGCAGAAAGGCUCUCUGUCGUUUGACGUAUGCGACCUCAGCAAGCAGAGUCAGCACUUUAAUUACACCUGGAUGAGACAUGUUCGCCAGCAAGAUCUAUGUGUCGUUCCCCACGGCAAGGGCAGCGGCUUUGCUUUACAGUUAUGUGACAACGCCAAGCCUGAACACCGCUGGUUCCACAAAUCAUCCAACUCCGCUCUGGAGGAUCACCUCAUCGCAGAGUUUGUGUCCAACCACAUGUGCCUGGAGGCGGGGCCUAAGGGUGACACUCUUAAGCUGAAUCCAUGUGAAACCAGAAACGCCUUCCAAAAGUGGCAGUUCACACACUACCACGCUUAGUUACGAGAAUUAAAAUGUGUAAAACAUGCACUAUAGAGUCCUUCAGUGGCCUCAUGUUACAGAACGGUCUGUGGUCCUGACUCAACACCCAGCGGUCAAGAGGAGGCGGGAAGUACUUUGGUGGCGCUAACGUGGGUGGUGUAAAGCAGAGGGUGUGGGGGAUGUGCAAUGUUUCUAAUUUCCUUUUUGAUUAUAUCGCCACGGACGGACCUCGAGUUUAAAACACUUGUAUCAGAAGAAAGAGAGCAUCUUCCCUCUGUUUAGGAAGAUGUGGACCAGAGUUUGCUAAAGGGAUUCAAGUGAAUGUCUACGGAAGAACACUCCAUUUUGAGAACAACAUAUCAUCUCACUGCCAAAGAUACAACAGUGACUGUUAUAUUUGAGAUGUAAAAAAUAUUUUUCUUUUUGUGUUUGCUCUACUGGGUCUGAUUUAAUGACUUUACUCCCCUGUCAUGUAGAAUGUAUUAGUACUAAACAUAUCACGAAUUUCCUGUGAGACAUCAUCUUUUCCAGAUGUCUUUUACUUUUAUGUUUGAUGAGGCACAUGGGUGAAACAGCUGCUUCUAUAAUUUUAAGCAUUAUUUAGGUGUUGGUUUUGUUGUGAAAACUGUCUCUUUUUUUAUAAAUUUCUUCUUGUCACUAGAGGGAAGUGUUGUUCAAAACAUGCAAUAAACCUGUGCUGUGAUAAAGUGACCCCUUAUCAAACCCCUUCACCAAGUACUGAGAGAUAUGCAUUUGAUUAAGAAACUAAAAAUAAAAUG
Molecule: messenger RNA, 3263 nt
Organism: Anoplopoma fimbria (sablefish)
Lineage: Eukaryota; Metazoa; Chordata; Actinopteri; Perciformes; Anoplopomatidae
Product: polypeptide N-acetylgalactosaminyltransferase 5
Cellular component (GO): Golgi apparatus
Source: RefSeq, a predicted model, not a curated record